CCAGCGGGGCUCACUUAACCAAAAGCAGGAUUGCAACACCCACAGUAUCGUUUCUUACAAAAUCACGACAAAAACGUGUUCUUUAUCUGUAAUUGUUACAUUUUCCUCUUUCAUUACCGAUCUUAUUUCCGGGUUCACUUCAUUUUGCCUUUUUGGUUAUCGUCUGGCUUUUCUUGUUCAUUGGUUUUCACGAUAUCUAGUGUGGGAUUCAGUUUCGUUUGCGAAAUUUGAUUCUUUUGUGGAUUUUGGCCUCUGAAGAAAACAUCUUUGUUUACCUGGAAGCAAAGGUUCUUCAUAACUUACGCUGAAUUUCACUUUAAUGGUGUAAUUCGAUUGCCUUGCUUCUGGGUUUGCUUCAAAAUUGCAAUUUCCAUCACCUAUAACCUUUUUUGCCCUCCUCAUUCUUGAUAUUAUUUAUGUUUUGUAAGUUUUGGGCUGAAGAGCAAUCUGGGUGAAUUCAGAAUCAGCAGAAUCACCAUCCAGAAUCUUAGAAGUAUGGUUUCCUUGUCUGGAUCAAUGUUGUUUCCUGCUACUUUACCGCAUGGCACUACUCGGUCAACUGGAUUCUCCAUUUGGAGUGCGGACACAAUCACUUCCUUAAGUUAUAAGCCGAGAAAAGAGCAGAGAAAGGUAGCUUGUAUGGUACCUCUGCGGAACAUUGACAGCUAUGAAUAUUCUGCAACAAAAUUCAAUGAUUCGUAUAAACCAGAGCAAUUUUGGAUGGUAAUGGAACCGGAGGAUGAUUCUGAUGUCCUAAUUGAAUGUAAAAAUGUCUACAAGUCAUUUGGGGAGAAGGAUAUUCUGAGAGGUGUGAGCUUCAAGAUUAGACAUGGUGAAGCACUUGGUAUUAUUGGACCUUCAGGGACUGGGAAAUCUACAAUUUUGAAGAUUAUCGCAGGACUUCUUGCUCCGGACAAGGGGGAGGUUUAUAUUCGAGGUAGAAAGAGAGAUGGAUUAAUCAGUGGCCAGGAUAUAUCAGGGCUUCGAAUUGGAUUGGUGUUUCAAAGUGCAGCACUUUUUGAUUCUUUGACUGUACGUGAAAAUGUUGGUUUCCUUUUGUAUGAAAACUCAACCAUGGGAGAGGAACAAAUCUCAGAGCUCGUGAAGGAAACAUUGGCUGCUGUAGGUUUGAAGGGGGUUGAGGAUCGAUUACCUUCAGAGUUGUCAGGUGGAAUGAAGAAAAGAGUUGCCUUAGCUCGAUCUAUAGUUUGUGAUAUCACAAAGGAAUCUAUAGAGCCAGAGGUGCUUUUGUAUGAUGAACCAACUGCUGGACUUGAUCCAAUUGCAUCUACUGUCGUAGAAGAUCUCAUCCGUUCUGUCCAUAUGGUAGAAGAAGAAGAUGCACUUGGGAAUGGGAAGCCAGGGAAAAUUGCAUCUUAUGUGGUUGUUACUCAUCAACAUAGUACCAUUGAGAGGGCUGUUGACAGGUUGUUGUUUCUUUAUAAAGGAAAGAUUGUUUGGCAAGGGAUGACUCAUGAAUUUACCAGAUCAACUAAUCCCAUUGUUCAACAGUUUGCAUCAGGAAGCCUGGAUGGGCCAAUCAGAUAUUAGGACAUGAACCAUGGACUUCUUCCACAAACGAAUUUGGAGAUCAGAAUUUUUAGAAGAUUGCAAAUUUUGCUGCUGUCCUGUCCCCCUGAUUUAGACUUUUGGAAUAAUAUUGUAGCCGACCAAAACUCUUGGCCUCAGAAGAAAUUAAACUGGUUUCCGCUGAGGAGUCAUCUUGAUUUACAGCUUCAACAGUAUAUGCUGUUUAGGGUGUUAGAGGAUGUGAAUUUUACACUUAUACAGAAGAAAUAUAUCCAUUAUUUCUCCUUUAGUUCAU
This is a messenger RNA of Manihot esculenta (cassava), 1825 nucleotides long. RefSeq names its product protein TRIGALACTOSYLDIACYLGLYCEROL 3, chloroplastic. Lineage: Eukaryota; Viridiplantae; Streptophyta; Magnoliopsida; Malpighiales; Euphorbiaceae. The record is from RefSeq and is a predicted model, not a curated record. Gene Ontology annotation, molecular function: ATP hydrolysis activity; ATP binding. The transcript has 10 exons. Bases 496 to 1551 code for a protein of 351 amino acids.